UAAACCGCUUGAACCGCUCUCGGCUUCUGCAAGCACCGCCUUCCCCCAGUUUGCGGCCAGCGAAGUUCGUCCACUACCCUCAAACUACAGACUUUCCACUUCGAUUUACUUUGGUCUUUUACCCCACUUCUAUAAUUUGCUCUGAAUCAACUCCUUUCCCUUGUCCCCCAAGUUCCUGAGCUUCUCUCUUUUCAUACCAUUCUGGGUCCCGCCAUCCCCAGGAGCUGUCCAAGCAGGUCUGCUCUUCGUUCCAAUCCCGCUCCGGGCCAGGAGCCUUUACAGCAUGCACGCAGCUAAUCUUGCCCAGAGUCCAGAGGAAGGGGGUGUGUGCAUUACUGAAGCCCUUAUCAUCAAACGGAACUUGACCUUCCCUGAGGAUGAGGAUCUGUCCGAAAGGAUGUUUCACACUAUUGCUGAACUACAGACUGUCCGCCUGGACCGGGAGGGGAUCACCACUAUCUCAAAUCUAGAGGGCCUCCGGAAUCUUCACAGCCUCUAUCUACAAGCGAAUAAGAUCCAGCGAAUUGAGAACCUGGCCUGUGUCCCCUCCUUGCGCUUCCUGUCUCUGGCAGGAAACCAGAUCAGGCAGGUGGAAAACCUCCGUGACCUCCCACACCUGCAGUUUCUGGACCUUUCCGAGAAUCUGAUAGAAAAACUGAAGCUGGAUGAAUUCCCCCAGAGCCUUCUCAUCCUUAACCUGACUGGAAACAGCUGCACCAAACAGGAAGGCUAUAGGGGGCGGGUGACAGGGGCCCUGCCGCUGCUCCUGGACCUGGACAGGCAGCCGGUGCUGGAGCGCUGGGACUCGGGUGAGGAGGACGGAGCCGAGGAGGAGGAGUUCCCGGAGCUGUACGGCCCAUUCCGCUCAGAGAAAGGCUUCCUCAAGGAGCUGGAGCAGGAUCUGAGCAGGCACAAGGAGCGCAGACAGCAGGAGGCCCUGGCGGAGCACCGUCUGAGGAUGGAGACACAGCCCGUCCUCACCGAGCUCCCCGCCCUGCCCGGGAGGUCCAUGGCUGGGGACAGCAGCCCUUCUGCCACUCCCAGGCAGGGCGAGGAGACACCCCAUGAGUCCACUUCCUUGCCACAAGCUUCCUCUGCCACCAAGAAACCAUGCCCUCUGGUUUCCAGGGGCCGCCAAAGCACCGUCCAGGCAAGGAGGGGGGUCAGGGAGGCUGCAGCUCCCAAGGCCGCAGUGGCUGCGGCCCCCAGCACCACGAAAACUACGGCCAGAGCGAUCAAGAAGUGAAGUGCAGGCCGCCCCUGUCAGGGAAGCCGCAGGAACGAGGGCAGGGCAAGAAUAAGAGCGGAGGGGGCCUCCCCCCUCCUCAGAGCCCUCCCAAUAAAGUGUCUCCAGGC
This is a messenger RNA of Phyllostomus hastatus (greater spear-nosed bat), 1356 nucleotides long. RefSeq names its product leucine rich repeat containing 46 (gene LRRC46). Bases 284 to 1246 code for a protein of 320 amino acids. Gene Ontology annotation, molecular function: protein binding. The transcript has 8 exons. NCBI's taxonomy places the organism in Eukaryota, Metazoa, Chordata, Mammalia, Chiroptera, Phyllostomidae. The record is from RefSeq and is a predicted model, not a curated record.